AUGGCUCGUCUAAAGGAGGAAGAACAGAUACAAAUUUGCAUCCUUCUUGAUAAAAAGCUAUAUAUGCCGGUAGAACUUGCCAAAAGAUAUAGCCAGGUUAUACGAUAUAUUAAAAGUGGAGAGUAUUCUAACGCAACAGAAGUAAAAAAAUUACAAAGUGAUUAUGAUGUAAAAGUUACUACACAAACAAUAUGA
Molecule: messenger RNA, 195 nt
Organism: Funneliformis geosporum
Lineage: Eukaryota; Fungi; Glomeromycota; Glomeromycetes; Glomerales; Glomeraceae
Source: the annotation of a GenBank genome assembly